AUGUACAUACGUACUUGUGUUCCAUUAGGGAGACGUCACACACUUGACUUAGCAGCAUCAGCGUUGGCAGGUCUAGCAAGCACAGAAGAUUUCACAAAGGUCAGAUUACGGAAAACAGCAGGUCCAGAUGAGAAAGAUGAAUUCAGAGGAACUAAACCUGUUAUGCUUAUUCACAUCAAAGGUGAUUGAUUGUUUUAAAGUGCAGUCUGAAACUCAAACAACAAAAAAAUAAUUACAUGUAAUGUUUCAUAAUUAACUUGCUAGAUUCUUCCUCCAAGAAUUCACUUACAUUCAUGUACACUAAAUAUACUGUAAUAAAAUCAAACAUACAGUUUGUAUUAAAAUAGUGUUGUUUUGUAGGCCGCCGUCAUCUUCAAAUACGUCUUGUUGAGCCUAGCCUCAAGUCACUCAACUCUGGGGACUGUUUUGCUCUGGUGACAGAGAAAGAUCUUUUCUCUUGGAUUGGAAAAGAUUGUAAUCCUUAUGAAAAGGCAAAGGUCAGUAAAAGACUAAUUUACGAUAAUAUAAAUUAUUAAUAACAAUAUUAUUGUUUCUCUUGGAUUGUCUUUUUUGACUGGAAGCCUUUAAAAGAAUAUGAAAGUUGUUGAUGAGCAGUCUUCAUUUGCAGUACCAACCCUUUUUUUUUCAAAAAAGCUAAUUCUUUGAUGUUAUUUUGAAAGAUUACUUAAUCCAGUCUCUUUGUGCAAAACAAAUUGAAUCAGCACCAUAAAAUAACGGGUUUCUUGUUUUAAACAGGGUUGUGAAAUGAGCAAUUUUUGUCUUCAACAGGGUCAGGGUAGAAAGGCCUUGGCGACACCUCUCCUCAAGCAAUACUUAGAAAUUACAUGCAGAUUAAAUUUUUCAAAGUUUCAUGUAAGAUUAGAUGUUAUAGUCGACUUGUACUUUGCUUACACUGCAGGUGACAGAAAUAGUGUCAAAGAUAAAAGCAAAGUCUGAACUGGACUGUAAAGCAAGGGACAUCAUAACAAUUGAAGAUGGAGAUCUUGACUUCGGUGCUGCAUUGGAUAAAUUUGUCAGUAUUCUCAAGGGUGAUCCUGGCUGCAACAAAAUAAAAGGUUAGCCACAAGUUACUAUUUAUUCCUCUUGCAUUAUGAGCAGGAUCAUUUUUAUCCUUUUUUUGCUGUCUAUUUUUAAAACCCUUUGACGUGACUGCUCCACCUUCUGCUUCCAUUCUCUAUUAGGAUGAUCAGAUUAUUAUGAUCAUCUUCAUUGUAUUGCCUUUAAUGGUUCGACCAUGGCUUGCACAGGCCUGGAAUACUUCUUGAAAAACUGCUAGGUACUUGAAAACUCCUUGAAUUUGUAGAAGCACUGUGCUUAGGAAUGUUAUUAAAAACUCCUUGAAUACUUGAGACUACAAUAAAAUAAGUUCAUUUUGACAUCAAAAGAUUGAAGGAACUGGUUAGAAAUGAUGAAAGGCUUUUCAUAUGAGAACAAUCAGUGUUUCUUAUUUAAAGUAUCAGAGUAACCACACCUUAAAUGGGGUUCCCCAAGUGUAUUCUUCAGCCCCCUGUCUAAGCAAACAAAAUCACAAGGAAAAUAUGGCUUGAAGGAGCUUGAAGCGUGAAAUCUAUUUGAUUUUGAAAUAAUUAUCUGUUUGCAUUUAUUUGUUGGCAUGACUGUGCAAACUAUGUAAUAUUUGUGACACAAAAAUGUGAGCGUCUGAGAAAAUAAACUCCUUGAAUUUUGUUAUUAAGUCCUGAAAAAGUCCUUGACAAAAAGGUAACGAAACUUGUAUGAACCAUGGUAAUCCCAUCUCCUUUAUAAUGUAUUACCAGUUUUUCAUGCAGAUUUUCCUUCCUCCUUAGUUAAGAUGCUGGCUUUUUCUUUGAUCAGACAUGUUUUCUUAUUUUCCUUGAAGAUAUCCUGCUGCACAAAUCUCCUUUUCCUGUAAUAUUUUACUUUCCUUAAACAUUAUAAAUAAAUAUCCCCUUUCCAUUAAAUAAUUAUAUUACCCUUUGUAUUUUUUAAAUCCCAUCCCCCACCCCUUGCACUUUCUUAUUUCCAAGAUUCUCAUCCUCCUGUCCAUGUACAUGUAACACUCUUCUCCGAUCUCUCACUCAAGGGUAUAAGUACAUCCAAUAAAUUUGCUUUGCAAUAAAAUUAUUCUAUAUAAUUAUAUAUUACACACUGAGGCAGCCGUACAAGUAAAUACUGUGUCACUUGCUUUUUAUUGUCUACUGACGAAGGACCAUUUCCUUCUUUCUUUCAUCUGUUAGAUGCUCAGUCAAUGCCUAAAGAUGAAGAUUAUGAGAAAGGUUGUGUGAAAGGGAAUAUGGUGUACAAGAUACAGUGGACAGAUCCUCCAAAAUUAAUGCCAGUUGAAAGCAUGUGUGGGCAUAUUCCUCAAGUCUCUAUUCUUGAUACUAAGGAGGUACACUUUUAUUAUACAGUUUUAGUAAAAUUGGUGGAAAAAAAUUCAGUUUUAUUUUGUGGACAUACAUGUACAGAUUGGGGGAAGGAACAGCACCAUGAUAAACCAAAAAAAAAACUGGAAGGAAAAAUCCAGUUGAAUGAUUUCAACAUAGCAUUUUAUCCCCAGUCAAAAGUCGAGAGUUUUCUAAUAGUAAACAUGAGUCAGACGUGGGAUUCAGACAUGGGAAAAAGGGGGUUUCAGAAAGUACGUAAUUAAUAGGCCAUCAUGUUUUUAUGUUGUGUUACAAUGUCAUUGUAGUUGUAGAGAGCAGCAAAAAAGGUGCAAUAAAACAAUGUGAUGUGCUGUAGAGUAGCCCAAGAAAACAACUGUCAUUUUGUGUACCACCACUGGUUUUGCCGCAAAUGGUAUCUGAGAAACAACUGUAGAAAUUCCAUACUGAUGACGAGUCAGUAGGCAGAUACUGGUGGUGCUUCUGAUUGGGUGAGGUCAUUGUCCCUUGUGGCAUGCCCAAUCAGAAGCACUACUCAUAUCUGGGAUUGCGGAAGUGACAUGCAUGUCAUCAGUGUGGAAUUUCUGCACUCUUUGCUCAGAUAUCAUUUCACAGGGAAACAGCAGUGGCGGCAGCACUUAAUGUUGGCUGUUUUCUCAGGCUACCUGCAGAGUUGUUGUUUUGUUUGUUUUGCUGUUGUCGUUAUUUACAGUCUUGUUCCAAUGGCCAUUAUACUGUAGUUGCUUUGAAAGUUCUUUAAUAUAUUUUUUGUGUCUUUGCAGGUGCUUAUAUUUGAUUUUGGAUCAGAGCUGUAUGUCUGGAAUGGGCAACAAUCGUUGUCAGGUCAAAGAAAGUCUGCGUUUGCCCUAGCCAAGCAACUUUAUGGGGAACCAUUUAAAGCAUAUGGAAUCUAUGAUCCAAUCUUCCCAUAUGGUAAAUCUGAGAACUGCAGUGGUGAAGUUGAUAACAAAAUUGCAUCGCAGAGACCUUCUUGGACAUUGUUUGCAAGGCUGCAUGAGAAAGCAGAGACAAUCCUCUUCCGUGAGAAGUUUCUUGAUUGGCCAGAUCCUACAAAGAUUAUUAGAAUGAAAGGACAUCCCAGCAUGCUAGAGUUGGCAGCUCAAGAUAAGGUACUGUACAAAGGGUUGCACUUUCAUUGGAAUGAUUUCUUUUUCAAAGAAAGGUAACUUUUAUUUAUCAAUGUCAUAGGCAAUGAGUUGAGCUGAACGUCAUCUCGAUAAAGACACACUCUGUCUAUGAAGACCAUAGUCCCAGUGACAUACAAAUUCUGCAUUUUCUUGAUCUCCUUAAGUGAAGACCCUCCCGAGUUGACACCUUUCUGGUCACAGAGGUUACGACGGGUUCAACUGUACCAAAUUUUAGUUUCCUUUGUUAAAUUUAUAAGUUAGGUUAGUCUUUCCUUACAGUACUUACAAAAAGUAAGUUGACAUGCAAUACUUGAUCUUGGCAUAAAGUGAUUAUCAGAAUUGAGCCUCAACUCUUGAUUGGCACUAAUCGAUUCCUGCAAGAACCAGAAACACUGUAACAGCUUUUGUUCCCUUUUGAGUAAUUGUCUGGUCACUGACAAAAAAGUGCUAGCAUGCACACCACUUAGAAGGGAAAAUGCUUUUAGCAUUCUAAAAGUUGUCACACACUGUCCAUGAAUUUACAGUAAGAGGCCAGGGGCCCGUUUCUUGAAAGUCCUGAUAAUUAACGGGCCCGGUAAGCUGUCUCCAUUUACAUUAAAGAUCCAGGUUUCAAUAGUUUUGCAUCUAACGUGAUAAAACUAUCAGCUAAUGAAACAAAAUGGAGUAGUUUGCUAGUCAGGACCCGUGCCCUUAUUCUUAUAUUUCGAUUCAGAAUAUUUGAUUUUGGGCCCGAAAAAUUACCGGGACUUUCGUGAAACGGGCCCCAGGCCUUCCUGUAAACUGUUAUCAUUGGUUAGUCCCAUGAAAUUUAUUCUCUAACUACUGUUUACUAUUUUUAAGCCUCCUCCAGUUGAACUGAAGCCAUGUGAUCCUAAAAUAAUGUUGAAGAGUGCACCACCAUUAGAGUGUCCAACCUUUGAAGGGGUGAAUGUUGGGCGUGGCAAUGGUGUACCAACUGUGUGCGUUGGGGAUAUCUACAAAGAAGGAAACCUUGUUACAACUGUUGAGUUGACUGUGUGGCAUAUCAAUGAGUACAGACAUUUUAAGCUACCACCAACUAACCAUGGGCAUUUCCACUCAGGUAUGUUAUAACAUUAUUUUUUGUCGAAGAUCUGUGAGGGAGCUUUUUGUGAUUGUUUAUUUUUAAUAUAGUUAUAUUCUCUUGAAACCCUUUGACUCUUUGACCAGAAAUUUUCAUUUUGCUGCCAAACAUCAAGAGUGAGACACAAUCAAGUUAGAGUACUCUCAAGGCUGUACUCUAAGAAUAAUAAAUUUUAGUGAGCUCAGUACUCUGAACUUGUGAAAUCCAGACUGCCAAGUAUUAUGAUUUCUAUGAGGAAACUUUUCUAUUCACCCAGAACGCAAAAGUUAGGUGCCAGAGGCCACUGAGCUAUGCUUGAGCACAGCUUAGACUCCUCUCAUACAUGUACACUGGCACUUAAGGGUUUCUUCUAAAUGGUGCAGGGCUUGAAAAAAUUUGAAUUCUGGCUUGUCCAUUUGGCAAGCAGCUCUCACAUUUUGCUUGCCCAGGGCCACUUCUUGCCCCUCUUACAGUUUAUUUAUUUAUAUGUGAUAAUUCACAAAGGUUUCCCACCACUGUGAAUGUGCUAAAAAAAUAUUAAAAUAAUAAUAAUAAUAAGCCUUAAAAGUUGCUUGCCCAGCAAGAAAAUCCACUUGUCCCAGACCAACAGACAGGACUUUUUCCAAGCCCAAUCUGUGGUGUCAAAUAAAUAAAUUAGCUUACUGCAUACAAGACAUAAAAGGUAUUAGAAAUGUUUGUUGUAAAAAAUGUUACUUGAGCAAUCCCAAAUGGUAGCUGCUUUAAAGAUACAAAUUCAACUAUUUGGGUUUUCACUAUUUUAGGUGAGGGCUACGUCAUUAGAUGGGCAUAUUUUGUACUUACUGACAGAAUCGCCAAAGAUCGGAAGUCUCGUUGUCGAUCAACAGUUGCAGGACGUGUUCGCUGUGCAUACUUUUUCUGGCAAGGUAAUGAUUCCUCUGUGAAUGAGAAGGGUGCAGCUGCAAUUAUGGCUGUGGAGCUUGAUGAAGAGAAAGGACCACAGGUAAGGUGUCCCCCCCCCCCCCCGAAAAAAGUUCUUUAGUUUAAUGUCUUUGUAUGUGAGGACACUGCUCUGGGGUGGAUCUAGAGGGAGGGUGUAGGGGGUGUGCUCUCCAAAGAUGAAAUGCCUUGAUGUUUGAUCAAAUUAUCUCAAGUUAAACUCAUUAUAACAAUAGAUAAGCAAGGGGGAGGUACCUGAGAAGCUGGUGGAGCCCAGAACUGCAGUCAAGUGCAGCAGGUAACCAUGACAACCCUGUGAGCGGCAUCCACCCAGCCACCAUCAUACUGCUAACCAAUGGAAACUGUUGACACUUAAAGGGUUUAGACCCUGGCCCUGAGGCAGAAUGGAACCACUUUUUAUAGAGGGUGUUGUUAUCUCUCAUUUCUUUCUGUAGGUUAGAGUUGUCCAAGGAAAAGAAAGCCCAGUCUUUUUAAACCUUUUCCAAGGAGGAAUGAUAAUUCAUAAUGGCAGGUACAUACAUGUAUAGUGANCCCCCCCCCCCCAGAAAAAAGUUCUUUAGUUUAAUGUCUUUGUAUGUGAGGACACUGCUCUGGGGUGGAUCUAGAGGGAGGGUGUAGGGGGUGUGCUCUCCAAAGAUGAAAUGCCUUGAUGUUUGAUCAAAUUAUCUCAAGUUAAACUCAUUAUAACAAUAGAUAAGCAAGGGGGAGGUACCUGAGAAGCUGGUGGAGCCCAGAACUGCAGUCAAGUGCAGCAGGUAACCAUGACAACCCUGUGAGCGGCAUCCACCCAGCCACCAUCAUACUGCUAACCAAUGGAAACUGUUGACACUUAAAGGGUUUAGACCCUGGCCCUGAGGCAGAAUGGAACCACUUUUUAUAGAGGGUGUUGUUAUCUCUCAUUUCUUUCUGUAGGUUAGAGUUGUCCAAGGAAAAGAAAGCCCAGUCUUUUUAAACCUUUUCCAAGGAGGAAUGAUAAUUCAUAAUGGCAGGUACAUACAUGUAUAGUGAUAGUCAAGGCAAAAGAAAAUUAUUCAUCCCUUUGCAUUAGAACCUCUCACAGCAUUAAAGGAAACCAUUUUUGUUCUACUAGUGGUUAGUUUUACUGCAUAUUUUGCAUGCAAUAGUGUUGUACAGUUUAAUAACCAUAAUUAAUAGAUAAUAUAUACAAAAACCUAAGUGGAAAAUAAGAGGAUGGGAAUUCCGAGACAAAUUUAUUGUGCCAACGGGUCUGUUAUUGUGAAGACUUCCUCAAGGUUUACACAGGCUCUGAAUGCUGGCUUUGUGUUGAUACAAUUAUUGUAUUUAAUGCAUCAAUUUUUGCCAAACGUCAAAAUCAAGAGUUACUUUUGUGUUAUAAUGCAAAAAACAACUCCUUGCAAGUGGAGCUUGUCCUCAAAUAAAGGUGUCGCGAGUGUGUGAACCAUGACUGUAAUUUGAUGAUUUAGCGAUUUGGCUGCAUGAAUUCUCAAUGACUAAUAUUAUUAUUGUCAUCUACAUGCAAAAUCUGAAUACCUAUAUUAUUUUACUUACAUUAAAAUUGCAAAUCGUUAAAAUCACAUUCACCUGCAAUUAUUUUGUCAGUUAGAAGAGUGAUCAAUGCACUGCAUCAUGUCAUGAAGUGGUCAUGCAACACCAUUGUCACAAUUUCUACCAUUUGACACCACUUACAUGUAAAAAUAAUCUGAGUAGAAUUCCAGUUUUUGUGCACACACAUGCCUUUCAUCAAAUGUCUCAUUGACCACAUUGAUCGCUCUGGGAUUAGUAAUUGGAACAGAAAGUGAUCAGUUAUGGAAAAAUGUUUUGUGAUACAUGGAUUGCUGGAGUGAAAUGAUGAAUCAGUUUGGGCUUGAUUCUAGGAAACUGCCUACCUACCCAUCCCUUAACCCUAUAUUUUGUCCUUAAGUGGGAAGUUAGUGUUACUGUUAACUUUGGCUCAGGGGAGGGGUAGAUGGGUAGUUUUUUUGCAUCUUGUACUGAUCCUUUAUGAUUGACCCCAGGGAUAGGUGAUGUCAUUAAAAUUGACACCAUCUUUGGGACAGUCUUGGCUUUGAUCAAACAUCAUCCUGUGAAACAUAAUAAUUAUGUGAAAUAGGUUUUGUGUCUUGGUCCCACACUUUAUCUUUAACAAAGGAAAAUGUGUCUUAAUCUUUACCUUGAUCAAAGAAAACGACUUAUGAAGUGGUAAAAAAUUAUGCAUGCAUUAGGCACAGGUUUCAAUGAGACAUUUUUUAAGACAUAAUCUAACUCAAUGAAGACUGCUUUGGUAAUUGGUCAUUGUCAGAUUAGACGUAGGGUAUAAUAUUAUUUAAGCGUACAGAACUCGCUACAAUGAUUUGCUUGAGUGACCACCAAAAAAUAUCUCCCAGUGCGCAAUUCCCAAUGUCCAAAGCAAUCUUUAUUGAAUCAGCCAUAUAUAGUAGAAUCUGGGUGGUACAAGCUGCUAACAUUGAAUUUGUUACCACCUAGAGUCCUGAAAUCUUGUAGUCUUGUGAAAGACCACUUUCAACAAACCAUAGUUAGUACUAUGAACAAACUAAAAAGUUGACUUUGUCUUUACGGUAUCUCAUUUUACCCAGAUUCUACUGUAAUACAGUGUAGCAAAGCUCAGGAACGUGUCUUGCGUCAUAUUUAGUACAAAAAGAUAUCUAAUGCUUUAUAAGUUCAAGGCCUAAGGAUGUGAGCCAUCUACCACCUUGCAGUCACAGCCACAUUUCCAGAAGUCUGAACACUGCAUGAUGCACAUCAAAAUAUGCACACAAAUUGCACCAGUUGAGUUCCUGUCAGCUGCGUCCCAGUAACACUGAAAUAAAAAUUUAAAAUUUCCCUCCCUGCAUGCUUAUCCCAAUCUUUAAAUGGUCACUUGACCUCAGUGCAUCCAUUAAAAUAUCUAAAUCUUUUUUAUUAACUUGAGCAAACAAUUCUUAUUUCCCGGCCUGAGUGGCUAAAGAAUAGUUUUUAAAAACCCAACUUGCAUGCUAAUUCCUAAUAAUAAUAAUAAUGAUAAUUAAUUUGUUGUCAUUAUUUCAUCGCACGUUCAUCUCACUAAUUCUCUCAUUAACAGCUUACCCAAGAACUGGUAUGACCCACAAACGUAAGUUGGAUUCCAAUGCAUUUGCUCUCUCUUCCUUCCCUGGGAAUCUGGUAUAAAUAAGGAACUUCAUUGUGACAUGGCUACAGCUUUACUUAACUCGAGUGAGAUAGCUUCAACUGAAUGAAUAUAAGGCUUAUUUUAUUUGAAUACUUACAAAUUAAGACAAAUCAAGAGGAAGUUGUAAGUCAUUUCCCUCAAGAUAGAAGGGGGAUUGGUGGGACGUUUUUAAAUUUAAACUUCAAUUUUAAAGAAUUGAACUUCAAUGUGUGUAUUGUCUAAAAAGUUAUUAAUUUUUGUCAAGCUAUUCUCAGUGACAUCUGACCAGAGGCAAAGGAUAAAAUUUUAUUGCCGAGUUUGUUGUUUUAACAUACUAUCGGCGUGCCGUUUUUUGAAACCAGUGGGAUAAAAUGAGCACCCCUUUGAGUCUAUAAUAUUAUAAACUAGUAAUAACCAAAGGUUACGGUGUGCGGGCGACAACGAUCGAAAGUCAAAACGCUUUAUACUCUAACGCUGUGUUUUGUGGAAGUUUCACGUGACAGAUGGUCAAAACACGCGUGAUCAGAUUACGAAGGAUAGAAAGUCCAACGGCGUGUGAUCAAAUUGCGUUCUGUACAUUUCAUUCAUUUUUAAUGGAAGUCCAAAUGAAUGCUGGCUACGUAAAUGCAACGCAUGCGUAAUAACAACCUGGACAUUAGGAUUGCGGUCUCCUCUUGUCGCCCGCAACAAAUAAACGAAUUAAUGAAUGAAUGAAUAAAUAAACAAAUGUUUUUUUCUUUGUAAAUGAAUGAACGAGUAUGUGGAAACAAGCAGCUUUUGAAUUUUCCUUUAUUCUUUCAAUAUCAGAUUCUUUUUAUGAUCAUGCGUUUUAACCAGUCGUAGCAGCAAAGUGAUAACAGGGCGAAUGGAGUGGAAGCCAAUUAGAUAAAAGAAAUCUUAGGUUUUUUUAAAUGGCUGAAUAAAUUAAUGUCUAUCUAAAUGUCCUGUAUUGUUUCACGGUUCAAGCUGCCUUGCAUAACUCAAAAAGAGAAGUGUAUUGUAAUAAUUAUUACACUUAAGAAUUAAAGAAGGUGUUUAAAAUUAUUACUUUGAAUCUCUGCCGAAAACAAAUCAACAACUUUAUUAUAAACUGCAAUCAUUUCAACUGACCGCAUUGACGUUAAUUUAAAUACUUCUUUAAACAGCAGUUGGUUUAAAUAAAUUGAGUAAAAAAAAUCACAAAUAUUAUUAAAACAAUUAAUAUAAUCCAUAAAAAUAUGAAGUAAUUUGCAAAUAAAUUAUUAUAUCAAGUCCUCAUAUCAAGUCCUCUUAUCGACUUAAACAGCCCCCCCAAAUAAUAAUGAAAUAAUAAUAAAUUGAUCCGUUAGGGUGCACUUGGCACAACACCUGCACAGCACAUUUCAGAAACGAGCUCAUCUAAUCAUACUUUAGAUAGUUAAGCGCUUCAUAUAGCAGUCAAUAUUGAGUCCUUCUAACAGCAGCUUGCAUUGUAUCUUGACAGAAAGAACGCCAUUGACGAGACAACAGCAACAUUCACUGGUAAGUUAGUCGUUUGUAAUGAUCCAUUAACUCAGUUUUGGGAGUAAACGUGAUAAAGCAAGAGGUGUUCAGUCGCUUUGCAUGGCAAGAAAUAUAGGUCUUAAAAUAUAAGAUGUUAUUGUCGUCGUUCCUAGCCUGGGAGCACCCUUACUUGAGCGAAUUCGCGGAAAAUUUUGGCGGUGGAGCCACUAGCGCGCGAGAGAAAAUUUUCGAAAAUUUUCCUCAAACUCGCCCAAGUGGACAUUUUCGUAGGCGGCAUCACUCUUAAAUAGCUGAAGACUAUCUCUGAUUAAGUUACUAAGUACAACGGUUUUGAGAGUAUGGGGAAAAUUGGUCGGUUUGGGACUUCAAUUCUUUUUCUUAGGUAGAAAUUUCAAAUUUCAUCAUCCACGGAGGCGUAGAAUACCAAUUGUACAUUAAUACGGUGGUUGAGGCGUCAACCGUCAGUAGCUUGGGUGUCCUGUGUAAUUGACGGCCCAUAGGUGCCGAGACGGCCAACCUUAGCGUUUUAAUUACUUUCUAUUAGUUGUGGGGCUUUGCUGGUUAUGGAGGUUUUCCACUUUAAAUUCAGGUUUCCUCAACUUCCAAGUGCAUCUGGGUUUUGCAAUCAUUCCCUGACUAACUCUUACAUUUUCGUAUUUCAUUGCUUUUUAUCGCUCAGACAACUCUACAACUCGUUUGUACGUGAUCCGUAAUGAAGAGCCCGGUGAAGCCUGCCUGAAUCAAGUGAAAGCUAGGUAUGUUCUCUUCACGUUUCUUUCAAAGACCAAGUUAUAGGACGGUUUAUCACUUUCAAUGUUGAAGACGAAAUCCUUUGUUGUUAUCAUUCAAAUGAAACCUCUUUGGCUGAACGUUUGAAUAGUACUGUUUAUUUCUAUGCACUUUGCACGAAGGUGACUGUGGAACUUUGUCAUUUUGCGUAAGAAAUGUUAAGAAACAAAAACAUGUUCACGUGACACACCAUCACGUUAUCACUUACGAUUACGGUGUCACGCCAUGCAGAUGAGUUGCUACUGGGUCUUUGAGGAUGUUUUCAACCAUUGAAAAUAAAGAAAUGAUCGUCGCAGUGAACGCAAUUUAUGCAAUUGCGUAAAGAAGCCUGAAAAAAAGUCAGGAUUUCAACGGGGUUUGAACCCGUGACCUCGCGAUACCGGUGCGAUGCUCUGCCAACUGAGCUAUGAAGCCACUGACGUUGGGAGCAGGUCAAUUGUGGGUUCAUAUGUGAAAGAAAUGAGUGUUAAUGAUAGUAUGAAAUAAAUCAUAUAUUAACUGCGGAAAUGAAAUGAAAAUGAAGAAAUGAUCGUCGCAGUGAACCAUUGUUUGAUUUUUUGUUGUCAAUUGUUUCUAGCUCCUACUCGUUGCGAUCACGGACCAGUUUUGUGUUAGUGGUACGUAAGGAGGCUCAUAUCUACCUUUGGCAUGGCUGCAAGUCAAGCGAUGACUCGCGUUCUACUGCUAGAGCAGCAGCUAAGAAAGCCCAGGAGAGGUACAUCUGUAACUAUUGAUACCAGAGAUCACUGUCAUGGACAAUUCACUAGAAAGCUUUAGAUUCUGAGACGAGGACGACUACGAGUACGAGAUUUUCUCAAUAGUGAGUAUUGCUCACGCGUGAACCAGCGUCAUUUUGGCGGGAAAACGUGAUUGCCUUCGUCAUUGUACUACGAGUUAUAGCGAGAAUUUGGCGAAAACAAGUUAUCAAAUGUUUUAUCAUUUUGCUAUCGGGAGACGGCUUAACCUCCUUCAGUAUAAAUAACCGUACUAACUUUUUUGGUGAAAAAAGUAAAAUGAAGCUUUCCGGCGUGUGUUCUUUUUGAGAACCCGCGCAAAAACGUAACGUUAAAUCUCGUACUCGUACUCGUACUCGUUCUCGUCGUCAAAUCUAAAGCUCUCUACUAGUACUUUAGCAACAGUAACUUACAAGUGUAGUUUUCCUUUGAAAAAAACUGCUUUGCUUGAAAAUUACACUUGUAAAAGCUUAGUUACUUUUAAGCUUUGGUUGUUGGCUUCACUGCGCUGCCCCCCACCCCCCUUCCCCCCUAUCCCCCGGCUAUUCCAGACAACACACACUUGCUUAUUAUUAUACUGCAGCCGUAGCCUGAGAAAACAGCUGACAUUUCGCGACGCCAUCAAAGGUUUCACCGCAAAGUGACGUCUGAGAAACGAGUACUGAUGACAUGCCACGAGGGAAUAGGCCACUUCCAAUUUCCAAAAACCCUCACUUUCAAAUGAGGCUAGGUGGGCAGCCUUUCUUGUGAAAAUGAGUUUCAUUUGCAUAAAAAUGAAAAAUAAUUUCCAUAUCAAAGGCUGAGCACCUACCCUCGUUUUGAAACAGAGGCCGGGAGAACUCGGAAAUGGCCUAUUUGCUUCAACCCAUCACAAGCACUCCCUAGAUCUUGGAGGGGACACGUUAUAAUUAGGAAUUUCUGCGCUCGUUCCUCAGUCAUCUCGCGGGAAAACCAGUGGUCAGGUGGCGUCGUGAUAUGUCUUUCUCUGGCUAGGUCAGCCGUUGUUUGCACCCUUUUAUGUGUGCUGGAGAAGUGUGUAAUUUGUGGGAAGGUUCAACUCCAGGGCACUUUGACUGGUUAGAGAUUUGCGGGGUUACUGUUUAUGCUUAGUGGGCAAAAUAGUUGCAAAACAUUUUCGAGUUGCAGUCUGAGUAGCCUCCCACGCAAACGUUCUUUUGGCUCGUCACGUAAUCCUCACCAAGGGACGCGUGACAAAGCCCUAAAAACGCAUACGUGGGAGGCUACAGUCUUGAGUUCUGACCAAACCAGUUGAUUUAGAAUUGUUCCACUGGAAAAAUAAUACAUGAAUUUUACUUCCCCUUAACUUACUGAACUGCUUGUUUCAUUUUCACCCUUUUCUUUUCUUUCUUUUCCUUUUUACAGGAAAAGCGUAGAGUGUAACUUGACUGACUUGUCAGGAAUUAGUCUGAGUGAAGUUGAAGAAGGAAACGAACCAGAUGAGUUUUGGAAAGCCAUUGGAGGAAAGAAGUACUAUUGUAGUCUAGCACAUGGUAAAUAUGCCCACCCCCCAACCCCCCUUUACUCCCUUCUUCCAUUUCUAAGAGCAGCUUUUCUCUGGAACUGAUUUUUAUUUAACUUAGAGUUAAGUUUCAAUACUCGCUGUAGUAGUGUUGUUGCUUUCAAUUCCAUGGAUCCUAUAAUUUUUUUUAGUCAAUCUCAAGUGAUUCCUCUCCUGUUUGUCACGCUGAUGAGGAAUGGAGGGGAGCCACUCGUGGCUGCAAAUGUUCGGGCCACCGGCCCGUUUCUCGAAAGUCCUGGUAACUUUUCGGGCCCCGAAGGCUGUUUUGUGUCUGCCAGGUUUGCAUUCGAGAUCAAAGUUGUAAUGAAUGAAAAUAUCAGUUAGCGAAGAAAAUUGACUUGUUUGCGAGCUAGGAACUGUGCUACCAUUCAACUGGUUUUGAUUUCAAAAAUUUGCUUUCGGAACCUAAAAGUUACCGGGCCUUUCGAGAAACAGGCCCCAGGUGAUAAUGUCCAUUACCAACGUAGUGUUAUAAGCUAGACUUCCAUCCAUAUUAUUUUUUGUCCUUCUCUAGAUCCGUCGAAACAUAAUUAUCAGCCCCGGCUUUUUGAGCUGAGCAGUGCCACUGGAAAGUUUAAUGCCACUGAGGUUUUAUGUCCUGCACGCUCAGAACCAAAGCUGUGCCCUUUUCCAUUUCUUCAAGAAGAUCUGUAUACAGCUAAACAACCAGGUUANAUCAAUGAAAGACUCGAAUAACUUAGACAAAGCGCUAAAAAACUUUAAGGACACAAAAAGUUUCCAGAAGAGUCUAAUAAACACUCUUUUAGAAAGACGGAAAGAAACUAACAAGUUCGGCACGCUAUUUUAGAUUCUGUAUUAAUUAAGAUAAACCAUGAUCGCUUUACUAAUAUACUUAAAUAGGGGGGGUUGAACAAUCACGGUUAGAUCAAUGAAAGACUCGAAUAACUUAGACAAAGCGCUAAAAAACUUUAAGGACACAAAAAGUUUCCAGAAGAGUCUAAUAAACACUCUUUUAGAAAGACGGAAAGAAACUAACAAGUUCGGCACGCUAUUUUAGAUUCUGUAUUAAUUAAGAUAAACCAUGAUCGCUUUACUAAUAUACUUAAAUAGGGGGGGUUGAACAAUCACGGUUAGAUCAAUGAAAGACUCGAAUAACUUAGACAAAGCGCUAAAAAACUUUAAGGACACAAAAAGUUUCCAGAAGAGUCUAAUAAACACUCUUUUAGAAAGACGGAAAGAAACUAACAAGUUCGGCACGCUAUUUUAGAUUCUGUAUUAAUUAAGAUAAACCAUGAUCGCUUUGCUAAUAUACUUUUUAGAAAUAACACUAAAUAGUCUUGUAUGUCUGUGAUUUUGCUAAAAGGUGCCCGCCAAGUUUUCGCUUGAACACGGGCAUCUCAAGCCAGUGUGGCCGGAAAAAAACCAGGGGGCUUGCCGUCUUGCUAGGUGUCAGCUGAGAGCCCAGGCCCAGACCUAUCCGUGGGUGGGUGGCUGACUUGUUUUGUGUGAAAACCAGAGGGGCAGGGAGGGGAGAUUUUGUCACUUUGAUUAGAGUUUUCCUGUGGGCUAGCCCAGCCAAAUCAAUGCUGUGACUCAUAAUCAUAGCACUACUAGCAAAGCUUGGGGGAAGUGAUUGACUAGUCAUAAGCUUCAUGGUUAGGGAGGGUGAGUAGUUGCUCCUUGGACUUGGCUAUCUAGAGACUCAGUACAGGCACCUUGUAUGAAAUCCACACAACAGAUGUAUAUAGAGAGGUUAUUAUAAUCAAUAGUUAUUUCCAUUUCAUUUUUGCCUUCUAGUGUAGGUCAUCGCUCAUUUUUAUAUCUUAAGUUUUAUUUUAUAGAGGGCUACAGGGUCAUCACUACUGUCACGUGCUCCCCUCUUGAAACAAAGUUUAUUGAUUGAUUGAUUAUUUGACGGUUAAGGUCCUAUUAAUUAUACUGGGCAAUAGACAAUAAUACUAAACAGACAUAUUUUGCAAAGUUUACAUUACCAUAGUCGAACGUAUGCCUUUGUGAGAUUGUGUGUGGGACUGGGCCAGUGAUGUGACGAAUUGUUUUAAGUGACUGUUUUAGACGAUUUCGCCUCUUUAAUUGGUAAUCAGAUAGUUUCAUAGGAGACUAGCUCAACAUUCAUCCCCCAAAAAGUUGCGUAGUGCAAUUCGAUGCAACAUCGAUCAAAUCUAAAAUGUGCCAAAUGUUAAUUUUUUGUAGGAUUGUUUAUAGUCGAUGGAUAUUAUGAUGUCUAUGUUUGGGAAGGAUGGAUGCCAGAGGGUGAUGAUGAUGUAAGAACUGGAUCAGGGAGACAGCGAUGGGACAAAGAUAGACGACUUGCUAUGGAAACAGCUCUAAACUAUGCUAAAGGUUUGUUUUUCAAGUAAUCUUUGCAUCAUUUGUUUUGCCAAGAUGUUUUUCAACUGGGGUUGAUUACCAUUUGCAUUGAAAAACCGGUCGGAUUGCUGUUUGGGCAAAUUGUAAACGAAACUCAGGACUGGCAAAAAUUAAUUCUGUCGAAGAAUCGCUCCCUUUACACAAAUCUGUCCCAUUUAACAAAAAAUUGCCACUUGAUGGAAUGGAACACGAAUUACCAUGUGGAACACACCAGGCAGGAAAACGUUACACUGGUCGCGGAACUUUUCCACUGGAACGACCUGAACAGUCCUGUGUCAUUGACGUCUCAACCGUAAUUAUUGGAUGACGUUGUAUACUAUUAAAUCAUAUUUAGGGUGCGUUCGAUUGGCAAAUCCGAAAACGGAUUUCACCUCCGAGAAAUCAAUCGAACGCACCCUAAAUGUAGUUAACGACUAGGAGCUAUGGUCUCGGGUGUUUUUGGCAUUCUUUGGUAGCGUGUUGGUCGUCUGUAGUUGAAGUUGUGUGGUCAAACAAAAACCAAAGUAAAUUUUAGCAAAUCACAGAACGAGCGUACAAUCACGAACCAAUCACAUUGUGAAGCAAAUCCAUGAACCCGGCGCGGUGCCGAAGGCGGGAAAAUUAAACUAGCGUGCAAGUCAGGAUUAGUUUUUAACAUCAUGGGCGACAAAUUACUCAUAACUUUUGGCGCAUAAUUUCAUCGCCUGUUAGUGAAAUUACAAUAAUGCUUUGGCAAUGCGACGUAUGCCUCAGUGCUAAGAUGGCGUCAAGGUUUUACUAAGAAUAUUAUGUGUGAAGAUAUCAGGGAAAUAAAAGACGCUUUAGAAAACCUAAACACACGAAAGAGCACUUUAAGAAGGAUUCUAACAGGUAUAUCUUGUGGAAAAAUCCAGAAAAUUGUGAACUUUUCAGUGCCUGGGGUUUUCGAUGCGAUAAACUAGUCAAAACCCACUAUUGUGAGCGUAAUUUGUUACUCAUGAUAUUGACAGGCAAUCAUAUGGUAUACCCAUGAAAUAAGAAAUAUUUUCACUGGCAUUUUGUUCAAACCCUAUGACCAAACGCACGUGAAAUUAUGCCUUUAUAUCAAUGUCACCAUUUGAUUACAUAUACAAAUUUCGCAGUUGGCUUUAAUAAAUAGGAGCAACAGUUCUUUUAGCUGGAACAUAGAAUAACAAUGCAAAAGCGUUCAAUUGGAAAACACUUUCAUUGGUUUUUUUUUUUACUUUCCAGAAGCUGGAAAGCGAAUUUCGCACCGAGUAUAUGUGGUUUAUGCUGGCAUGGAACCGAUGACUUUUAAAGCUCUUUUUCCUUACUGGAACGAUACACCUGAUGUAAUUAGAAUACAGAAACAGGUUUGUAAUUUUACUUUGUAUACAUUUACAAACUUUUUCUCCAUUUUAUCGUCAGCUCAGCGUCUGAUUUGUUCAGGAGGCAGCAAGGCGGCCAAGUGGUCAGAGCGCGCGGUCCUGGGCUCGAGUCCCGCUCCGGCCACUUCCGGCUUUAUUUGUUCGCGGUUGCCCCGAGUUGAAAUCCUCGGUCACCCUCGUAAAUAGCCAACUGGUUGCCUCCUGUUAGUUGUGGUGGCCAGAAUCUUAUACUCUUCUCUCUCAGUUUCAAUGUCUGAUUAUGUACCUUAAGUGAUCGUGUAACAAGACAAUCACAUAAUUGCAACGUGUGUCAUUUUUACAGGAUGGUAAGCAGCCAAACGUCAGACACUCUGCCAGCGAACUGUUACAUCAGUUCACAAAGUAA
Molecule: messenger RNA, 17304 nt
Organism: Porites evermanni
Lineage: Eukaryota; Metazoa; Cnidaria; Anthozoa; Scleractinia; Poritidae
Source: the annotation of a GenBank genome assembly